GGGCUCUCAACAUAUAGACAUCAACUCUAUAUAUUUAUAUAAAAAUACAUUUUCAGCACUAAAUCGUCUUUUUCUUUUAAAUAGAAAACUAAGAAUCAAUGGAGUGGAGCUUUAUUUAUAAAAUGUAGUGUGAACUGAAAAAAACAUAACUCGUUUCUUAAAGGUCACAGUUAAUAGAACUCUAGUUCUAUUAACAAAUUUAAGGAAUUGGAAUAAACUGUGGAAACAAUAAGGGAAAGAACACAAACAUUUAACCACAACACCAAAAGAAAAAAAAACACAAAAAUCUCAAUAACGCAAUGUUGAAUAAGCCUAUUUUCUGUCUCCGGUGUUAACAUAAACCUCAGCUUCCUUCCAUGGUAGAAUUAAUCAAUAACCAAAUGGCAACCUACUUAGGGAUUUCAGUACACUCCCACCAAUCUGGAAAGCUGAGGUUAGCAUUAUUUUUCACAUGAUUUCCUUUGGUUCAUCAAACGCUUUCUUCGUAUACAACAAAGCAAUUAGAUCUAUGGUUUGUGAAAAGAUCAACAUGGAGUUCCGUAUAUCUACUGAAUUACUAAUUGACAAACUGCCCUUCUCUCCUGCUGCGCGACUUGCAUUGUGGUAUGUGAUGUCCAGAAGUCACUGUUUGGUCAUCAUACCUGGAAACAAUUUUAAGAGGGUGGGCUUCUGUGUUGAAAACCCAGUGGUCAAGAGGAAUCACAGAAGGCGGAGAAAAAAGAAGAUAGAGAUAUUUAAGUGUCUCUGCAAGCAAGAAGCUUUGACACCGGUGUUAAUCUGUGAAAAGCCAGAGCACAUAAGGAACUCUGUAGGUGGUGAAGAACUAAACUUCUAGUUUAUUUUAUUCUCUAACUAAGCUACAUUAAGAAUUAAAAAUAAGCACAUACGUAGUAUUUGAUAGCUAUCUCCUAGAGCGUAUACAAAACUAGUUCUUAGUUUUUGUCACGUAUUCACGUUAUUGGUUAAUAUGUGUGUGUGUGUUGAAUGUACUUCUUGGCAGAAGAGAACAAUUUCAGUUUUUUGACUUUUUUCCAUCUAAGUUUUUAUUCACUUUUUAAAUAAAAUAUAUUUUAAUUAUAAAUUUUCACAAGGCAGCCAAAACUUCUACACUUUGUCAGCACAUUCAAACUCAUAUAUGAAAAUGAUCAAGUUUUAAAGACCAAAAUAUAUUCCUUAAAAAUAACAAUACAUUAUUUAUUCUCUGUAAGCAAUACAAGGAAUGCUUUUUAGGUCAUUUUACAUCAAUUCGUCACUCUAGCUUAUUUUACCAAACACUUUUGUCACCAAUUACAACUUCCAAUUGUCAACUAAUUGUCUUGUCAGCUUUCAGCUAGUUUACAGCUCAAUGCCUUUAGCUAUCUUAAUUCAAGCUUUUGUUUGGCACGACAAAAACUAGCUUAUACUUAGGGAUGGACUCGGGCCGGGCGGCCCGGCCCGGGGGGGCGGUUCGGGUCGGCCCGGGCCCUUUGAUUGGCGAACCAGCCCGGCCGGUUCGGGCCCGGUUCGGGCCAAAUUAUUUUUUUUUUUGGAAUUUUUUUUAAGUUUUUG
Molecule: messenger RNA, 1548 nt
Organism: Cuscuta epithymum
Lineage: Eukaryota; Viridiplantae; Streptophyta; Magnoliopsida; Solanales; Convolvulaceae
Source: the annotation of a GenBank genome assembly